GAUUCUGCCUCAAGCAUGGAGGACAAAAGUCACACAGUGGGGACCUUCCAGGUUGGGGACUAUGCGGUGUUCGCCGCUCUGUUCGUGGUCUCCUCUGGUAUCGGGGUUUUCUUCGCCAUCAAAGAGAGAAAGAAAGCCUCGUCUAAAGAGUUUCUGGUCGGGGGCCGUCAGAUGUCCUGCGGGCCAGUGGCCCUUUCUCUCACCGCCAGCUUCAUGUCUGCGGUCACAGUGAUCGGGGCCCCGUCAGAUGUGUAUAGAUACGGGGCCUCGUAUGUCAUCUUUGGGGUCGCCUACACUUUCGUGGUGUUUUUAACCGCUGAGCUCUUCCUGCCUGUGUUCUACAGAUCAGGCAUCACCAGUACAUACGAGUAUUUGGAGUUGCGUUUUUGCAAGCUUGUUCGAGUCGCAGCCACUCUGAUUUAUAUCAUUCAGACGAUUCUGUACACUGGUGUGGUCGUUUAUGCGCCAGCUUUAGCACUCAAUCAAGUGACAGGAUUUGAUCUUUGGGGAUCCAUAUUUGCCACUGGCAUUGUCUGCACUUUUUACUGUACAUUGGGUGGACUGAAGGCUGUGGUCUGGACAGAUGCCUUCCAGAUGGUGGUGAUGGUGGUGGGGUUUCUCACGGUGCUGAUCCAGGGUGCGAGUCGAGCGGGGGGGAUUGAGUCUGUCUGGAGCACGGCUCACACUGGAGGCAGAAUGGACGUCUUUGACUUUGACGUGAAUCCUCUGAGGCGCCACACGUUCUGGACGCUCUCUGUGGGCGGCACCUUCACUUGGUUGGGCAUCUAUGGAGUAAACCAGUCAACCAUCCAGAGAUGCAUCUCUUGCAAAACAGAAGGUCAUGCACGCUGGGCCCUGUAUCUGAAUCUGCUGGGUCUGUGGAUCAUUCUGUUCUGUGCUGUGGUAUCUGGUCUGAUCAUGUACACGUUCUACUCGCGCUGUGACCCCUGGUCGGCUGGAUCGGUCUCUGCUCCUGACCAGCUCAUGCCGUAUUUUGUGAUGGAAAUUCUCGGUGCGUUUCCAGGACUGCCAGGCUUAUUUGUCGCAUGUGCAUUCAGUGGAACGCUGAGCACAGUAGCUGCCAGCAUCAAUGCUUUGGCCACGGUGACGUAUGAGGACUUUGUGAGCCAGUGUUACAGAGAUCUGUCCAACCGAGCGGCCAACUGGAUCAGCAAAGCUCUGUGUGUGGUGUUCGGUGUGGCCUGCACUACUAUGGCCGUGGCUGCAUCAUAUAUGGGAGGAAUUGUGCAGGCGGCCCUUAGUAUCCACGGCAUGUGCGGAGGCCCAAUGCUGGGCCUGUUUUCUCUGGGAAUCCUGUUUCCUGUCACUAACCUAAAGGGGGCAGUUGGGGGUCUGAUCGUGGGCAUCACUCUCUCGUUCUGGGUCGGUGUGGGGGCUUUCAUUUAUCCAGCACCCAGCAAUAAUACACGUCCACUUGAACUCAGCACUGCAGGCUGUAACUUCAACCUCACAGCUGAUGGAUCCAACCAGACAUCAGUCAGCGUGAGCGCUCUCACCUCUGACAGGUAUUGGCUUGCUGAUUCAUGGUACUCCAUGUCCUAUCUGUACUAUAGUGCAGUGGGCUUUAUUGGCACUGUAGCAGCAGGUCUACUCAUCACACUGCUGACAGGGCCAAUGGAUCCCAAAAAGGUAAAGCCAGGACUGACUCGAUCAGUGAAGGACGUCAUCUGCUUCUGCUCUGAGAAAUUCAUGCACGCAGACUUUAGUGAAGACAAAGAGGAUUUGGGAGACUUUGGCAUGGCAUGGGAGAAACAUACAGACACGGAAGGUGUUAUAAAAAUGGAGGAGAAGGUCAAGAGUGAUAAUGAUAACCUGCAUGAAAACGGUUACACUAAUGCCGCUUUUGACCAUAAUGAAACUAGUCAAGUUAAGCAAAGCUUUAACUUUUUGACCAAAUAAACAAAUAGAAAAUGUUCAAUGAAGUCAAAGAAUACAUCAACUAUUUAAUUUAAUAGAUACAUUUACAGAAAAAUGACAUCUAACUCUAUGUUACAGACAUAUUUUGUACAAUUCUUGUAUGCAUACUUUUUGCUUUAUGUGUAAACACAGAUAAAGGAGUCACAUUAAUAGCCUUUACAUAAGAACUAUAAACAAUAAAAUCAUGUUGUGUCGUCACAGGAUUAUUGAACGUUAUUCAAAAUGACUGUGAUUUUGCCAGUUAGACUGUGCUUCUGGAUCAACAUCUUUGGUUAGUUCUGAAGCCUAGUCCUAAAACCCGAGACACACUGCACGAUUUUCGGCUGUCCCAGAUGAAAGACUGGCAUCAUGAAACAAUCUUUCGAAUCAGAUAUCACCACAAUUGUUUCACAAUGUCAGUCUUUCACCUGGUACAGCCGAAAAUCGUGCAGUGUGUCUCAGGCUUAACCCAGGGGUCCAAUCCAGCUCCUGGAGGGCCACUUUCCUGCAGAGCUUGGCCUGGAAAAUUUCCAACAAUCUUGAAGACCUUGAUUAGCUGGUUCAGGUGUGUUUAAUUGGGGCUGGAGCUAAACUCUGCUGGAUUGUGUCCCUCUAGGAGCAGGAUUGGACACCCCAUCUGUAAACCCAAUUCUAAAACUGGUAGUACUCUUUCCAGUUCCUGGAUCUGUCCUCUAGCAAAGUUUUUCUCAAAUCCUAAUCAACUGCACCUGAACCAACUACUUAGGAUCUUCAGGAACACUUGAUAAUUGCAAACAGGUGUAUGUUUUCAUGUGGACAGUGAAUCCGUAUAUUUUCUGAAAUGAUGAUGUCAUCAGCCCACAUCUCACCCCUAGUCAGACACCACUAUGUCACAUAACAGCAACAGAAACAUGAACAAACA
Messenger RNA from Cyprinus carpio (common carp), 2818 nucleotides. It is a transcript of the gene slc5a12, whose product is annotated as solute carrier family 5 member 12. Gene Ontology annotation, cellular component: membrane. Gene Ontology annotation, molecular function: symporter activity. Gene Ontology annotation, biological process: sodium ion transport; transmembrane transport. Lineage: Eukaryota; Metazoa; Chordata; Actinopteri; Cypriniformes; Cyprinidae. The record is from RefSeq and is a predicted model, not a curated record.